Messenger RNA from Annulohypoxylon truncatum, 1513 nucleotides. RefSeq lists its product as uncharacterized. Bases 255 to 1331 code for a protein of 358 amino acids. The transcript has 7 exons. Lineage: Eukaryota; Fungi; Ascomycota; Sordariomycetes; Xylariales; Hypoxylaceae. The record is from RefSeq and is a predicted model, not a curated record.
UAUUAUGAGUCACAGUCUGCAGCCGCCCUACCUCUAAAGUAUUGAUGCAGCUAGCACGGUCGCAUUAUGCUUGGGCUGUGUGUGCCCCCUAUCAAGGCUGCGGAUGUUCUGCAAGAAUUUAGGCACCGAGGCAAUCCUACACCAACUGCCUGAAAAGCCUCAUUCUUGAUGCGACGAAGAGCGAGGUUUACACCCGACUAUAUGUCUAGCCUGUUCUCUUGUUACUUCAUCAUACCUUUCAAUUGCAAGCUACGAUGGAACUAUGGUCCGCAAUACACCAAUGGAAGCUGUCAUUAGUGUUGGAGUCGGUUGUCUCCGUCAUCCGAGACUGGAAAAAUGAUACCCUGUUGCGUAUGGCCCAAUGGAAUCGGUCGAAGGCAUCAACACAGAGCGCCGGCGUACAUACCAGGGUCGUCGAGGACUACAGAGCUGGGUAUCCUCGGCUUUGUGCUCUUAUGGAAGCUCAUAACGGUUUCUUCAUAUGCCGACGAUUUAUACGGCUCCGAGCAAGGCUGUUGUUGCUGAAGCAGGAUCGUAUUAGCUGCCUUGAAGAGCAGCUCGACAAAGCUGACGAAGAUGAUACAUUACCCUUCUUCUUGGGUAAGAGCCGAGGCGAUCCGAAUGCUGAGCGUUUAUCUAUCCUCUCUCAAUUAGAUGAUUCACUCGCUGAUUACGACUCUUUUCUCGAAAGAGCCAGGAGAAUUCUUGACUCCAAUCCGGUAGCUUCCAGAGAUCGUGUGAGCUUAACAAAUUGGUUGCUUGGGAACGGCUGUAUCAGCAGAUUGGAAACGGCGUACUUGGAUCAAGAAAAAGAUCUCCUCAAUUUGGCUGGGCCCGGGGACAGAGCGACUUCACAGGUUGAGAACUGGGUAGAAGAUAUGCUCAUUGAGUUUUGUCCUGGAUUUCGCUUAAUGUCGUCUCACGUUAUUUCAACCAAUUCCAAUGUAUACAUUUACUCUGGGAAUCUGAUUAAGCGUACAGCGGGAGUUCUACUGUUGUUGCUGAUAAGCACACUUCUAUUAUUGCCUGUCAUCAUCUGCACAACAACUACUAGCAUGAUAGCUCGAAUGUUCAUCAUCAUCUUCUCAACGGCGGUUUAUUUAGCCCUUCUGUCAGCCUUGACAAGGGCCCGAACGUUCGAGUUGAUAUUGGCUGGAGCAACAUUCACUACGAUUCUGGUUGUUUUUGUUUCAAGCACGGGAGACUCUUCAAAUUCAAGUUUGGCAAAUCUAUCCGUGCUGCCGCUAGGGACCACAACGUUGAGCGGACCAACCUUACCCGCCGGAUCAAGGGUGUCCCGACCCGAAAAGAAGAAGGAAAGGCACACUUGAAGGGCAGUUGGGAUACGCACCACCACAUGGCCGGUUUCACCGCUUUGCGCAGAAGCUUCUGAUCAACUCCGGAAGUAGCCAAGUUCUCGGAACAAAAUGGGUGAUCAGGUUCCGAGGCCGCAAUCCGGAAAUUGCUACUAUCAUGGGCGUCGCGAUGGAUUAUAAGCGGCUAAAUGGUGCUA